This is a messenger RNA of Dermacentor silvarum, 909 nucleotides long. RefSeq names its product skin secretory protein xP2-like. The transcript has a single exon. Bases 1 to 909 code for a protein of 302 amino acids. The record is from RefSeq and is a predicted model, not a curated record. NCBI's taxonomy places the organism in Eukaryota, Metazoa, Arthropoda, Arachnida, Ixodida, Ixodidae.
AUGGGCGACGACAUCCUGCAGGGCGUAGCCGAGCUACGGCCCGUCACCCCUCAGGCACGCUCACGUGCCCUGAACCUCCUACUGAAGGAGGCGAGCCGCAUGUUCCCGUCGCCCCAGGCCAGCCAAGAUGGGACAUCUAAGCGGCUCUCGCCCACCUUCUUCAAAGGAGCCGCUCGGAGAACCCGCGGUGCCCGCAGGAUCCCGCGGCGGCACCCCACAAAGACCGAGCUGCAAAGCCCGGCCGAACGGGACGACACCACCCCAUCAUCGUCGUCCCCAACAAGCAGCUACGCGAGCUCCUCGUCGCCAGCUGACGGCGUCGACUCCGCCGCAUCAUCGUCGUCCAGCAGGCCGUCGUCUCCCUUCGACGUCUCCUCAACCUGCUCGCCGGCAGCCUCCCCCCUGGUCCCCGGAGGCGAAACAGGGGAAGACACCGAGCCCCCGUCUCCUACCGAGGGGGACCUUGGAACCCCUGAGCGACCCCAACCCCGCGACAGCCGUACGCCGUCACCUUCCUCUGCCCCACGCGGGGCGGCGGUGGCGGACGGCACUGCGGGACACGACGUUCCGGAUCUCGGACGUCCCCCCACCGCCCCGCUCGAUGGCGAGCACACGCCGGCCGCCGAGUCACUGCCGCGAGCGGCUGUGGAUGAAGGCGCGGGCGGGCGUCAUGGCGAACCUGUCCCCGACAACGAGAGCAGCACCCCCCCCCCCCCCCCCCCCGAGCGCCGGCUACCUAGUCCUUCCCGCGGGUCGACGGGCGGACAGCGCCGCGGGGCAACAACAGCACGGCACUUCUCCAUCCCUGCCACCCAUCCCCGAGGUCGCCGAGCCAGAGGGGAGCCGAGCCCCGUGCACUAUCGACACAGGCAGCAGCCCCACGACUUCUAUAGUCGGAUACAACUUUAG